Molecule: messenger RNA, 2520 nt
Organism: Anolis carolinensis (green anole)
Lineage: Eukaryota; Metazoa; Chordata; Lepidosauria; Squamata; Anolidae
Product: lysozyme C-1-like
Exons: 3
Coding region: 880-1266 (128 amino acids)
Molecular function (GO): lysozyme activity
Source: RefSeq, a predicted model, not a curated record
AGGAAAUAACAAAACAUAUACUAGAUGCAAUUAAAGCCUCCGUUGCCUUAGGAUGGAAGGACUAAAAAAAAUGGGAUACAAAAAUUUGGUAUAAAUAUUUAGCUGACUACCUACUUCAAGACUAUAUUAGUGAGAGGAAAAGCUACUAUAAGUUGGGCCAAACCAAAAAGACCUGAGAGGCAAAAUGGAAGGGCCUCAUUUCCAGGAUAAAGGGGAAAGAUAAAUAUAAGGAAUUAAAUAAGAUUAUCCUCAUGAUUGAACAACAGAAAUAAGCGUAGUAAGAGUAAUAAACUGUUCCCGGGGGAAGAGGGAGGGAGGGAGAAAGAGGGGGACGUAUACAUGCUCAAUUAUACUUGAAUAUUUAUACCUAAGUAUAAUUGAGCAUGUAUACGUCCCGCUCUUAGUAUUUUUGCACCCUCGUACUACGUAAGGAUAAGUUCAUAGGUGAUAAUGGGGAGGUGGCGGGAUUGAGGAAAAAUACUGGUAUUUUGAUUGUGGAAUAUCAUGAUUGCAUGUUUCUAUGUGUGUGUGUGUGUGUGUGUGUGUGUGUACCCCACAAUAAAAAAACAAAAAAAAACCCUAGAGAUAUCCAUUGUUUUCUCACUCAUGGGGGUUAGGGGUGUCUAUAUAACCCCCAGGAAUCCACACAACUGGUCAGAUCAUUUAGGUCGUAACAAAGGACACUGGUCCCUUCCUUGUGUUUUCAAGGACUAUAGGUUUGUUGAUACACUAACCAAGGGGAAGGUUUGCCUCCUGAAGGUUAUCUCAAAGGUGUGUUGACUGUGGUAUGACCUUUCCAGAGGCGUGCAGGGAGCCUGUUAUAAAAAGCAGGUGAGCACAGUGCCCUCUUCCUAACAACUUGGCUUUCCAAGACAAGUUAUGAUGAGGUCUCUCUGGUCACUCGUGCUCCUUGCCUGCCUCCUGGUCACAGGACAAGGAGAGUACCUCUCACGAUGUGAGGUGGCCCAGCAGCUCCAGCAAUUGGGGAUGGAUGGCUAUGCUGGCUACAGCCUGGCCAAUUGGGUCUGCACGGCAUUCCACGAGAGCAGCUUCAACACUCAGGCCAUGCACUAUGACAGUGAUGGUAGCAUUGACUUCGGCAUCUUCCAGAUCAACAGUCGCUACUGGUGCCAGUAUGGCAACGAGAAAAGCUCCAACGCCUGCGGGAUUCAAUGCUCUGAGCUGCUGACAAACAACCUCGCUGUAGACGCGGCUUGUGCUAAGAUUGUGGUCUCAAAUUCGUGGAAUGGAAUGGGUGCCUGGUAAGAGGGCAUUGAUCACGGGGGGGAGGAUGAUGGGGUACAAACUUAUUUGCCUCAUUCCUUUGAAGCAUUACAAGCCAUAUACUGUAAAAAUAGAAUAACUUUAACAUGAGUCAUUCCCGGGCUGUGUCCUCAAGUGUCAGCACAUCACAAGAAAUACUUUGACCAUUAUUCGAAAUAGGGCCAAUAUAGCUACAUAAGCUUGACUCUUAUUAUAAUGACAACUAGAAUCAAUGUUGGAUGAUGAAUUUUGAUAUAGAUAAAUCCCAUUUGAAUCAAUGGGAUUUAUCUACAUGUCACCUCACCUUUCAACAACUAAUUAUGUUGGCUUAACUAUAGUACACCCAUCAAUAUUUCAAACUGGGUUGGCAUCAAUCUAUGGAUGAGGAACCUCCAGGAAUCCCAGUCAUCAGUUACCAUGGUCAAACCAUAUAGGUUCAGGAUUGCAGCUUCCCUGAUUGAGUCAAUUCGGCUAUAAUGUUGUCUUCUUCUUUUCCUACUCCCCUUAAUUUUUUGUUCUUGGUGUUGUGUUUCUUCAAGUCAUUUUGGACACAUGGCAUGUUCUCCCUGAUCAGUCAUUCAGUAAUUCAAGCAGGAGGUGAGGGAAGAGGAUUGAAUGGGGAGAAGGAGGACAUGGCCACUCACUUACUUGGGUAGAAGAAGGGGAAAGGGAUUGGAGUAAGUGAGGAGAAAGGUUAAGUGGUGCACAAGUCUCCAAGCCACACAAAAGGAGCAGAACCAAGGGAGGUGACAAAUAGACAGCCAAUAAAGCCCUUUCCCACUGUCCUAAUUCAUCUUUUAGCCAUUGACCCACACAUCACACCAUCUGCUUUCUAUUCCAUGUGAGUUUAUGUCUAUAUGUUUGUCUGUCUGUCACACUCCUCAUUCAGCAAUGGGUCAAACAUUUGGCCAGCUGAACUGCUGACCUGAAGGUUGGGUUGCUGACCUGAAGGUUGCUGGUUCGAAUCCGCGAGAUAACGGGGUGAGCUCCUGUCUGUCAGCUCUAGCUUGCAGGGACAUGAGAGAAGCCUCCCAGCAGGAUAGUAACACAUCCAAGUGUCCCCUGGGCAAUGUCUCUGUAGACGGCCAAUACUCUCACACCAAAAGCAACCUGCAGUAUGUUUUCAAGUCAUUUCCGACACGAUAAAAAAAACUUGGCAGGACAGGAAAUGAAAUUAGAUGGGGGAAUCAUCCAAUUGGAGUGCUGGUGGGUGGUAAGAUUGACAUUUUAAAAAAGGAAAGAAUGAAUACAUACACA